Messenger RNA from Ctenocephalides felis (cat flea), 1290 nucleotides. Its product is annotated as nuclear hormone receptor FTZ-F1 beta-like. The coding region runs from base 1 to 1290 and encodes 429 amino acids. Gene Ontology annotation, cellular component: RNA polymerase II transcription regulator complex. Gene Ontology annotation, molecular function: RNA polymerase II cis-regulatory region sequence-specific DNA binding; nuclear receptor activity; zinc ion binding. The record is from RefSeq and is a predicted model, not a curated record. Gene Ontology annotation, biological process: tissue development; hormone-mediated signaling pathway; regulation of transcription by RNA polymerase II. Lineage: Eukaryota; Metazoa; Arthropoda; Insecta; Siphonaptera; Pulicidae. The transcript is spliced from 7 exons.
AUGGCAAGUCUUUUUGGAGUCGAAACGUACUUUUCCAGUCAUUUCGAAUCCUUGGGACAAAUGCGAACUUUGGGGUUAGAUUGCAUUAAGGACGAAGGAAAGGCUAUUGAUCCUUGUCCGAUCUGUGGAGAUAAAAUCUCAGGAUUCCAUUACGGGAUUUUCUCUUGUGAAUCGUGCAAAGGAUUUUUCAAAAGAACGGUGCAGAAUAGAAAAAACUAUGUUUGUCUCAGAGGUGCAACUUGCCCAGUGAGUGUUGCCACAAGAAAAAAGUGCCCAGCUUGCCGUUUCGAUAAAUGCCUACAACGAGGAAUGAAACUAGAAGCGAUUCGCGAAGACAGAACCCGCGGCGGCCGCAGCACCUACCAGUGCUCCUACGCCCCGGUGCCGCCUCAUACAUCCUCCCACAACUCGCAGCAGCAGCAACAGCAGACAUCGAUUUCGCCCCUGUCUUCCGGGGGCUCCGGACAGAAUCCGAUGGGGCCCCAUCACCAUUCUCACCACGGCCACCAGCAACAGUCGCCUCAAUUUGUUCAGGAAAUUAUGGAUGUGGAGCAUCUGUGGCAGUACAAUGAAUCUGAAAUCAACAAAUUCACGUCCAGAAAUUCAUCAUCAUCAUCGACAUCGUCAUCAACAGCUUCCAGUUUAGCAACGAAUCCUUUACUUGCUCGAGCUGGAAUUACAGGAGACGACUCGAAUCCUGAUUUCUUGGCCAACUUGUGCAAUAUAGCAGAUCAUAGACUGUACAAAAUUGUUAAAUGGUGCAAGAGCUUACCACUGUUCAAAAACAUAUCGAUCGAUGACCAAAUAUGUCUCCUGAUAAAUUCUUGGUGCGAGCUGUUGCUCUUCUCCUGUUGUUAUCGAUCCAUGGUAUCUCCUGGUGAAAUCAGGGUAUCCCUUGGCAAGUCGAUUAGUUUGGAAGAGGCGAGGCAUAGUGGCUUACAAGCUUGUAUCGAACGUAUGCUGAAUCUUACUGAACAUUUGAGACGAUUGAGGGUUGAUCGGUACGAGUACGUGGCUAUGAAGGUUAUUGUACUGUUGACAUCAGAUACAUCAGAAUUAAGAGAGCCUGAAAAAGUAAGAGCGUCUCAAGAAAAGGCUCUUCAAGCUUUACAAGCAUACACUUUAUCUCAUUACCCGCACAGUCCUGCCAAAUUUGGAGAACUCUUGCUAAGGAUUCCCGAAUUGCAAAGAACUUGCCAGGUCGGCAAAGAAAUGCUAACCAUAAAAUCAAAGGACGGUGAAGGACCCAGUUUCAAUCUUCUCAUGGAAUUGUUGAGGGGCGAACAUUGA